Messenger RNA from Cynocephalus volans (Philippine flying lemur), 5490 nucleotides. It is a transcript of the gene LTBP2, whose product is annotated as latent transforming growth factor beta binding protein 2. Gene Ontology annotation, molecular function: calcium ion binding. The record is from RefSeq and is a predicted model, not a curated record. The transcript has 37 exons. Lineage: Eukaryota; Metazoa; Chordata; Mammalia; Dermoptera; Cynocephalidae. The coding region runs from base 1 to 5454 and encodes 1817 amino acids.
AUGAGGCCGCCGCCCGCCGCCCGCUGCCCGGGGCGCCACCUGCGGAACCUCUGGAGGGGCUUCCUGCCGCUCACCCUGGCUCUCUUCGUGGGCAUAGGUCACGCCCAGAGGGACCCCGUGGGGAGAUACGAGCCAGCUGGCAGAGACGCGAGUCGGCUGCGGCGCCCUGGGGGCAGUCACCCCACCGCGACGGCGGCCAAGGUGUACGGUCUGUUCCGGGAGCAGGACGCGCGAGUCCCGGGCUUGCCGCCCGUGGAGCGGACCCGGCCCGGCUGGGGGAGCCUCAGGAGGCCCGCCGAGGCGGAGGCCAGGAGGCCUCCCCGCGCGCAGCAGCCGCGCCGAGUCCAGCCACCUGCGCAGACCCGGAGAAGCACUCCCCUAGGCCAGCAGCAGCCCGCACCCCGGGCCCGGGCCGCGCCGGCUCUCCCGCGCCUCGGGACUCCGCAGCGGCCCGGGGCUGCACCGCGAGGGCGACUCACGGGGAGGAAUGUCUGCGGGGGACAGUGCUGCCCAGGAUGGACGACAGCAAACAGCACCAACCACUGUAUCAAACCUGUGUGCCAGCCACCGUGCCAGAACCGGGGAUCCUGCAGCCGGCCCCAGCUUUGUGUCUGCCGCUCUGGCUUUCGUGGAGCCCGCUGCGAGGAGGUCAUUCCUGAGGACGAGUUCGACCCCCAAAACUCCAGGCUGGCAUCCCGACGCUGGGCCGAGGGUUCACCCAACCUACGCAGAAGCAGCUCGGCCAGAGAAAGCCCCAUGGCCAGAACACAGCCACCAGCACCACAGCUGCCUCCAGCCGGGCAGUCCUCUCCAGCUGGGACCCUGAGUGGGCUCAGCCAGACCCACCCCUCCCAGCAGCACAUGGGGCUGUCCCGGACUGUCCGCCUUUACCCAGCUGCUGCUGCCAAUGGCCAGCUGACAUCCAAUGCCCUGCCCACCGGACCAGGCCUGGAGCAGAGAGAUGGCACCCAGCAGGCAGCACAGCUGGGCCACCUCUCAUCCCCCUGGGGGCUGAACCUCACGGAGAAGAUCAAGAAGAUCAAGAUCGUCUUCACUCCCACCAUCUGCAAGCAGACCUGUGCCCGCGGGCACUGUGCCAACAGCUGUGAGCGUGGUGAUACCACCACCCUCUAUAGCCAGGGCGGUCACGGGCAUGACCCCAAGUCUGGCUUCCGCAUCUAUUUCUGCCAGAUCCCCUGCCUGAACGGAGGCCGCUGCAUUGGCAGGGACGAGUGCUGGUGCCCUGCCAACUCCACUGGGAAGUUCUGCCACCUGCCUGCUCCACAGCCAGACAGGGAACCUCCAGGGAGGAGUUCCCGCCACAGGGCCCCGGUGGAGAGCCCCUUGAAGCAGUCCACCUUCACAUUGCCUCUCUCCAACCAGCUUGCCUCCGGGAAUCCCUCCCUGGUGAAAGUGCACAUUCACCACCCACCUGAGGCCUCCGUGCAGAUCCACCAGGUGGCUCGGGUGCGGGGCGAGGUGGAGGAGGCCCUGGAGCAGAACAGCGUGGAGACCAGACCCCGGUCCCGGCUCCCUGCCAGCCCCGGCCACAGCCACUGGGACAGCAACAGCAUCCCUGCUCGGUCUGGAGAGCCCCCUCGGCCACCACCUCAGAUGGCACCAAAGCCUCGGGCACUGCUGGGCCGGUGUUACCUGAACACUGUGAAUGGACAGUGUGCUAACCCUCUGCUGGAGCUGACUGCCCAAGAGGACUGCUGCGGCAGCGUGGGAGCUUUCUGGGGGGUGACCUCGUGUGCCCCAUGCCCACCCAGACCAGGCUCCCCAGUGAUUGAAAAUGGCCAGCUGGAGUGUCCCCAGGGGUACAAGAGACUGAACCUCACUCACUGCCAAGAUAUCAAUGAGUGCCUAACCUUGGGCCUGUGCAAGGAUUCGGAGUGUGUGAACACCAGGGGCAGCUACCGGUGUACAUGCAGACCUGGCCUCAUGCUGGAUCCAUCGCGGAGCCGCUGUGUGUCGGACAAAGCCAUCUCCAUGCAGCAGGGGCUGUGCUACCGGUCGCUGGGGCCUGGCACCUGCACCCUGCCUUUGGCCCAGCGCAUCACCAAGCAGAUAUGCUGCUGCAGCCGUGUGGGCAAAGCAUGGGGCAGCAAGUGUGAGAAAUGCCCCCUGCCCGGCACAGAGGCCUUCAGGGAGAUCUGUCCUGCCGGCCAUGGCUACACCUACUCAAGCUCAGACAUCCGCCUGUCCGUGAGGAAAGCCGAGGAGGAGGAACUGGCCAGGCCUUUGAGGGAGCAGUGGCAGAUGAGCAGUGAGGCCCUGCCUGGGCCAGCAGAGAGGCAGCCGCUCCGGGCAGCCACGGACACCUGGCUCGAGGCCGGGACCAUCCCUGACAAGGGUGACUCUCAGGCUGGCCAGGUCACGACCAGUGUUGCCCAUGUCCCUGCCGGGGUCUCAGGAAGACCAACGCCACCACUGCCUGGUCAGAGGAUUCCAGAGAUCCAGGAAGAAGAGCAAGUGACCCCUUCCACCGAUGUGCUGGUGACCCUGGGCUCCCCAGGAAUUGAUAGAUGUGCUGCUGGAGCCACCAACAUCUGUGGCCCUGGAACCUGCGUGAACCUCCCAGAAGGAUACAAAUGUGUCUGCAGCCCCGGCUACCGGCUGCACCCCAGCCAAGCCUACUGCACAGACGACAACGAGUGUCUGAGGGACCCCUGCGCGGGAAGAGGGCGCUGUGUCAACCAUGUGGGCUCCUACUCCUGCUUCUGCUACCCUGGCUACACACUGGCCACCUCAGGGGCCACACAGGAGUGCCAAGAUAUAGACGAGUGUCAGCAGCCAGAUGUGUGCAGCGGGGGGCAAUGCACUAAUACUGAGGGUUCGUACCAUUGCGAGUGUGAUCAGGGCUACAUCCUGGUCAGCAAAGGACACUGCCAAGAUAUCAAUGAAUGCCAUCAUCCUGGUACCUGCCCUGAUGGGAGAUGCAUCAACUCCCCUGGCUCCUACACUUGCGUGGCCUGUGAGGAGGGUUACCGAGGCCAGAGCGGGAACUGUGUGGAUGUGAAUGAGUGUCUGACCCCAGGGGUCUGUGCCCAUGGAAAGUGCAUCAACCUGGAAGGCUCCUUUAGAUGCUCUUGUGAGCAGGGCUAUGAGGUCACUUUAGAUGAGAAAGGCUGCCAAGAUGUGGACGAGUGUGCCAGCCGGGCCUCGUGCCCCACAGGCCUCUGUCUCAACACCGAGGGCUCCUUCACUUGCUCGGCCUGUGAGAGCGGGUACUGGGUGAAUGAAAACGGCACUGCCUGUGAAGACCUGGAUGAGUGUGCCUUUCCGGGAGUCUGCCCCUCAGGAGUCUGCACCAACACUGUCGGCUCCUUCUCCUGCAAGGACUGUGAUGGGGGCUACCGGCCCAGCCCCCUGGGCCACACCUGUGAAGAUGUGGAUGAAUGUGAAGACCCUCAGAGCAGCUGCCUGGGAGGCGAGUGCAAGAACAUGGCAGGCUCCUACCAGUGCCUCUGUCCCCAGGGCUUCCAGCUGGCCAACGGCACUGUGUGUGAGGACGUGGACGAGUGCCUGGGGGAGGAGUACUGUGCACCCCGCGGCGAGUGUCUCAACAGCCAAGGGUCCUUCUUCUGUCUCUGCGCACCGGGCUUUGCCAGCACAGAGGGAGGCACCAGCUGUGAGGAUGUAGAUGAGUGUGCAGCCACAGACCGGUGUCUGAGAGGGCAAUGUGUCAACACUGACGGCUCCUUCAACUGCCAGUGUGAGACUGGCUUCCAGCCCUCCCCAGAGAGCGGGGAGUGUGUGGAUAUCAAUGAGUGUGAGGACCACGGAGACCCGGUGUGUGGAGCCUGGCGGUGUGAGAACAGCCCUGGCUCCUUUCGAUGUGUCACAGGCUGCCAGACCGGCUUCCACAUGGCCCCUACUGGAGACUGCAUUGACAUAGAUGAGUGUGCCAACGACACCAUGUGUGGGAGCCACGGCUUCUGUGACAACACCGACGGCUCCUUCCGCUGCCUCUGUGACCAGGGCUUCGAGACCUCGCCCUCAGGCUGGGACUGUAUUGAUGUGAACGAGUGUGAGCUCAUGCUGGCAGUGUGUGGGGCUGCACUCUGUGAGAAUGUGGAGGGCUCCUUCCUGUGCCUCUGUGCCAGUGACCAUGAGGAGUACGACACGCAAGAGGGGCACUGCCGCCCACGGGUGGCUGGAGGUCAGAGUAUAACUGAGGCUCCAACAGGGGGCCAUCCCCCAGGCCCAAUCCGCAUGCAGUGCUACUCUGGGCAGAAUGGCUACCCACCCUGCUCCAACAUCCUGGGCCAGAACACCACGCAGGCUGAGUGCUGCUGCACCCAGGGCACCAGCUGGGGAGAUGCCUGUGACCUCUGCCCAUCUGAGGACUCAGUUGAAUUCAGUGAGAUCUGCCCCGGUGGUAAAGGCUACAUCCCUGUGGAAGAAGCUUGGAUGUUUGGACAGACCAUGUACACAGAUGCCGAUGAAUGUCUGAUGUUUGGGCCUGGUCUCUGCCCCAACGGCCGGUGUCUCAACACGGUGCCUGGGUACAUCUGCCUGUGCAAUCCUGGCUACCACUAUGAUGCCUCCCUCAAGAGGUGUGAGGAUCACGAUGAGUGCCAGGAUAUGGCCUGUGAGAAUGGCGAGUGUGUGAACACAGAGGGCUCCUUCCACUGCUUCUGCAGCCCACCCCUCACCCUGGACCUCAGCCAGCAGCGCUGCAUGAACAGCACCAGCAGCAUGGAGGACCUCCCUGACCAUGACAUCCACAUGGACAUCUGUUGGAAAAAAGUCACCAAUGAUGUGUGCAGCCAACCCCUGCGUGGACAUCGCACCACCUACACAGAAUGCUGCUGCCAGGACGGCGAGGCCUGGAGCCAGCAGUGUGCUCUGUGCCCCCCCAGGAGCACUGAGGUCUACGCUCAGUUGUGCAACGUGGCCCGGAUCGAGGCGGAGCGGGAGGCCGGGAUCCACUUCCGGCCAGGCUACGAGUAUGGCCCUGGCCCCGACGACCUGCACUACAGCCUCUAUGGUCCAGAUGGGGCCCCCUUCUACAACUACCUAGGCCCUGAGGACACUGUCCCUGAACCCCCUUUCUCCAACACGGCCAGCCACCUUGGGGACCACACCCUGAUCCUUGAAUCUCCUCUGCAGCCCUCAGAACUCCAGCCCCGCUACAUGGCCAGCCAUCCAGAGACCCAUGCUGGCUUCGAAGGGCUUCAGGCAGAGGAGUGCGGCAUCCUGAAUGGCUGUGAGAACGGCCGCUGUGUGCGCGUGCAGGAGGGCUACACCUGUGACUGCUUUGAGGGCUUCCAGCUGGAUGCGGCCCACAUGGCCUGUGUGGAUGUGAAUGAGUGUGAUGACUUGAACGGGCCUGCUACACUCUGUGCCCAUGGUCACUGCGAGAACACAGAGGGCUCCUACCGCUGCCACUGCUCCCCAGGUUACGUGGCUGAGGCAGGCCCCCCACACUGUGCUGCCAAGGAGUAGCAGUGAGGGGUCAGUGUGGGCAGCUAUCUGGAAAUG